UCUGCGCACACGGAGCUCUCCUCGGUGCUGAAAGCUAAAAUCUCUUCACGUAUCAAAACAACGAUGCUGCCCAAAUUGACUGUCAAUAAACAGUAAAAUGGACGAUGACCUUUUCCAACUUCGUCAGCUACCAGUUGUUCGAUUUCGUCACACAGGGGACAGUACACGCUCUGAAGAUGAAGCUGAGAAGCAAGAGCAGGUUGUUCAGAUUGCUGAGCAAACCACUUUUGAGUCUGUGGCAUGUACAGAAGGACCUCCAGUUCCAAGGGAAUUUGCCAACCCAACUGAUGAUACAUUCAUGGUGGAAGAUGCAGUAGAGGCCAUUGGGUUUGGGACAUUUCAAUGGAAACUUUCUAUUUUGACAGGGCUUUCAUGGAUGGCUGAUGCUAUGGAGAUGAUGAUCCUUAGCAUCCUGGCCCCACAACUUCACUGUGAGUGGAGGCUUCCUAGCCUUGAAGUGGCAUUACUCACAUCGGCUGUCUUUAUCGGAAUGAUGACAAGUUCUUCGCUUUGGGGAAACAUAUCAGACAAAUAUGGCAGAAAGACAGGUCUUACAAUGAGUGUCCUGUGGACUUUGUUUUAUGGUCUGAUGAGUGCAUUUGCACCCGUUUAUUCCUGGAUUUUAUUCCUUCGGGCCUUGGUGGGCUUUGGAAUUGGAGGUGCCCCACAGUCAGUGACUCUCUAUGCUGAAUUUCUGCCCAUGAAAUCACGGGCAACAUGCAUUCUAUUAAUUGAGAUAUUUUGGGCAUUAGGAACUGUAUUUGAAGUGCUUUUGGCCAUCUUGGUAAUGCCUACUCUCGGCUGGCGGUGGCUCCUUGGAUUUUCUACCAUACCCCUCUUUAUUUUUGCUUUUCUUUGUUUUUGGUUACCCGAGAGUGCUCGAUAUGAUGUCCUAACAGGGAAUCAAGAAAAGGCCCUGGCCACACUAAAACGUAUUGCCACAGAAAAUGGAGUACCAAUGCCACUGGGAAAACUAAUAGCUGCCAGACAGGAGCAUCGAGGGAAGUUUCUUGAUCUAUUUUCAACACACUUUCGCUGGACCACAGUUCUACUUUGGUUUAUUUGGUUUGCCAAUGCCUUCUCCUACUAUGGACUGGUGCUGCUCACCACAGAGCUGUUUCAGGAGGGCGGUGCAUGUGGAAUGUCAAAAAGUAAUAAAAUUGAGCUAAGGUGUAGUCUGGAGUGUAAAUAUCUGAAUUCAGAUGAUUAUAAAGACCUCUUGUGGACAACACUGUCUGAAUUUCCAGGACUGCUGGUCACACUGUGGGCUAUUGACCGACUGGGAAGAAGAAAAACUAUGGCGCUGUGCUUCUUCAUAUUCUCUCUUUGUAUUGUUCCUCUUUAUGGAUGUGUGGGGAGGACCUCCAUGACUGUGUUGAUCUUCAUUGCCAGAGCAUUUAUCUCUGGGGGGUUCCAGGCUGCUUAUGUGUAUACUCCAGAGGUGUAUCCAACAGCGACCAGGGCCUUGGGACUUGGAACAAGUAGUGGAAUGGCCAGAGUUGGAGCUCUCAUUACACCCUUUGUUGCUCAGGUGAUGUUAGAGUCUUCUGUGUACCUAGCUCUAUCAGUAUACUGCUGCUGCUGCCUUUUUGCUGCAAUAGCCUCCUGUGCUUUGCCAAUUGAGACGACAGGCAGGGGCCUUCAAGAGUCCAGCCAACACGAGUGGGGUCAGGAGAUGACAGGUUGCGCUGCCCCCCACAGUCCAGGAGCAGUACCUCAACCCAGUGCAGACUGCCAAGAAUAA
This is a messenger RNA of Boleophthalmus pectinirostris (great blue-spotted mudskipper), 1744 nucleotides long. RefSeq names its product SV2 related protein a (gene svopa). Gene Ontology annotation, cellular component: membrane. The record is from RefSeq and is a predicted model, not a curated record. Gene Ontology annotation, biological process: transmembrane transport. Bases 98 to 1744 code for a protein of 548 amino acids. Gene Ontology annotation, molecular function: transmembrane transporter activity. NCBI's taxonomy places the organism in Eukaryota, Metazoa, Chordata, Actinopteri, Gobiiformes, Gobiidae. The transcript has 16 exons.